Messenger RNA from Lotus japonicus, 1698 nucleotides. Its product is annotated as glyceraldehyde-3-phosphate dehydrogenase GAPCP1, chloroplastic. Gene Ontology annotation, biological process: glucose metabolic process. The transcript is spliced from 14 exons. Lineage: Eukaryota; Viridiplantae; Streptophyta; Magnoliopsida; Fabales; Fabaceae. The record is from RefSeq and is a predicted model, not a curated record. Gene Ontology annotation, molecular function: oxidoreductase activity, acting on the aldehyde or oxo group of donors, NAD or NADP as acceptor; NAD binding; NADP binding. The coding region runs from base 173 to 1450 and encodes 425 amino acids.
CCGCUGAGUAAUUGCAUAUAAAAAACACACGAGAAAAGAGUGCGCGUUCUUAUUAUUCUUUCUUCUCUCUCAGUCGUGGUUGGUGCAGCAGAAACCAGAGACACACACACACACACACACAGUGCCGCAUCAAUUCAAUACCCUUCGUUUUCUAGGGUUUGCAGCUCCUCCAAUGGCCGCUUCAUCUCUCCUCAGAUCUGCACUUGUCUCCUCCUCACGACACGACCUCUCACCUUCCUCCUCCGACCGCUUCAAGGUGUUUAACCAUGCCUCAAGCUGUAAUAUAACACCCAAGAGUUUGCAGAACAACGUAUUUGGAACAUCGAUUCCGUGUGAAUCAAUAGGCUUACAAAACUGCCGUUCCCGGAGCAUACAGCCUAUCAAAGCCACUGCAACGGAAAUCCCUCUCCCUGUACAGAGGUCAAGCAGUGCUGGGAAGACAAGAAUUGGAAUAAAUGGUUUUGGUAGAAUUGGAAGGCUGGUGUUUCGCAUAGCUACUUCCCGGGAUGAUAUUGAUGUUGUUGCAAUUAAUGAUCCUUUUAUUGAUGCUAAAUAUAUGGCUUACAUGUUUAAGUAUGAUUCUACUCAUGGACCGUUCAAAGGAAGCAUUAAGGUUUUGGAUGACAAUACUUUGGAGAUUAAUGGGAAGCAGGUUAAAGUUGUGAGUAAAAGAGAUCCUGCAGAGAUCCCGUGGAGUGAUUUUGGGGCUGAUUAUGUUAUCGAGUCUUCAGGAGUUUUUACAACAUUAGAGAAAGCUUCAUCACAUUUGAAGGCUGGUGCCAAGAAAGUCAUAAUAUCAGCUCCAUCUGCUGAUGCACCUAUGUUUGUGGUUGGAGUCAAUGAGAAAACAUACAAUCCUAGCAUGGACAUUGUAUCUAAUGCAAGCUGUACAACGAAUUGUCUUGCUCCUCUUGCCAAGGUGGUUCACGAGGAGUUUGGUAUACUUGAAGGUUUGAUGACAACAGUCCAUGCAACUACAGCAACACAAAAGACUGUAGAUGGUCCUUCAAUGAAGGAUUGGCGAGGGGGAAGAGGGGCAGCUCAAAAUAUAAUCCCAAGUUCUACUGGUGCUGCAAAGGCUGUUGGAAAAGUUCUUCCUGAGCUAAAUGGAAAACUCACUGGAAUGGCAUUCCGGGUGCCUACCCCUAAUGUUUCUGUAGUGGACUUAACUUGUCGACUUCAAAAGAAUGCUUCCUAUGAAGAUGUUAAAGCAGCAAUAAAGCGUGCUUCAGAGGGACCACUAAAAGGAAUUCUUGGAUACACAGAUGAGGAUGUUGUCUCUAAUGACUUCGUUGGUGAUUCAAGGUCAAGUAUCUUUGACGCUAAGGCUGGGAUUGCGCUUAGUGCUUCCUUUGUGAAGAUGGUUUCGUGGUAUGACAACGAGUGGGGUUACAGCAACCGAGUGUUGGACCUUGUAGGGCACAUGGCGCUGGUGGGAUCUUGCAAUUGAAAUUGUGUCUGUUAGUGCUGAUGUUGCAGACCUUAUCUUGCCUUAUCUUAGGUUAAAAAAUGGUAGCUGCUUAGGUUCUCAAAUUUUGAUUUUGAUCUGAUUUUUACAAGAUGUGAGGCCAAUGAUCACAUCAUAUACACUGAAAAAUAAGGACAUUGUUCUGCUUACCCAUGUUUGUAAUUGGUUUUCAUUUACCAUAAAGUUCUAUGAACUUCCUUUAAAAUAAUUGACCAUUUAAGGUUAACUGA